Molecule: messenger RNA, 1055 nt
Organism: Aspergillus wentii DTO 134E9
Lineage: Eukaryota; Fungi; Ascomycota; Eurotiomycetes; Eurotiales; Aspergillaceae
Product: ESCRT-III subunit protein DID4
Exons: 5
Coding region: 178-849 (223 amino acids)
Biological process (GO): protein transport; late endosome to vacuole transport; endosome transport via multivesicular body sorting pathway
Cellular component (GO): multivesicular body; ESCRT III complex
Source: RefSeq, a predicted model, not a curated record
AUCCCGCCGUAUCGCUGGUACUUGUUACCGCCCGGGAUUUGAUGUCACAGCACAGCUUCAAACAAAGGGCAUCUCGAUCGACUUGAUAUUGGAAGUCUUGGGAAGCUUCUCCAGACACAUUUGACUAGCCCAUCGUUUCAUCAGACAUUGGUCCUUUCUUCUUUCACCGCAGACAACAUGAAUAUCGUCGAGUGGGCAUUUGGAAAGCGCAUGACGCCUGCGGAGCGUCUCCGUAAACACCAGAGAGCCCUCGAUAGGACGCAGCGUGAAUUAGACCGAGAGCGCACCAAGUUGGAGAACCAGGAGAAGAAGUUGAUACAAGACAUCAAGAAGAGCGCCAAGAAUGGCCAGGUUGGGGCCUGCAAAAUCCAAGCAAAAGACCUGGUCAGGACAAGGAGAUACGUUCAAAAGUUCUAUCAAAUGCGAACGCAAUUACAGGCGAUCUCCCUCCGCAUUCAGACCGUCCGAAGCAAUGAGCAGAUGAUGCAGUCCAUGAAGGGGGCAACAAUGCUACUGGGUAGCAUGAACCGGCAAAUGAACCUCCCAGCGUUGCAACGAAUCGCAAUGGAGUUUGAACGAGAAAAUGACGUUAUGGAUCAACGACAAGAAAUGAUGGACGAUGCGAUUGACGAGGCCACCGGAAUGGAGGGCGAGGAGGAAGAAGGCGAAGAUAUUGUCAAGGAGGUCUUGGAUGAAAUCGGUGUUGAUCUUGGCCAGGCGCUGGGAGAAGCCCCUUCAGAUAUACAGAGCGCUACGGCUCCAGAGACAAGAGUUGCUCAGCCCGUUGGUGCCGGUGGAAACUCGGGUGACGAUGAUCUGCAAGCAAGGCUUGACAGUCUUCGACGAUGAUUUCUACGAGACUUGAUAUCUUAUCCUCCCAUUUCCAUUCCUUUGCUUUGAUUCCAUUGAGUUACGGUGCCGGGAGUUAAUUGGGAAUGAUUCACGAAUCACAAAUAUAUUUGAUCAUGGCACAAAUUGCUGCAAUUUCGAUUAGCAUUCUUUCAGAUUGAUACUUACAUGUUCCACCAAACCAAGAUAAUUUGCAUUCUGACUAG